GACUGAUGAACGCUCGGAGAUGUUUGCGCUCCUGCUCGUCUGCGGGAUCCUGUUUGCUCAAGCUCAGGGUUGGUCUGAGCCGCGGAUCAGACUGAACUCUGGAGCUCCGGUCGGUACGGCUGUGAUUCUCGACUCCGGUUCUCCUCUUCAUCUGAUCUGUGAAGGUGAUGGUCCAGUCACAUGGUUUCCCCGACUGGCCAAACAGAAGCGUUUCAUCUCCAAGGAAAUCGGAAAUGUCCGUAGUUUCUAUGUGGAUAUAGCCACGGCGGAUUUUACAGGAACUUAUAAAUGCAUCUAUAUGAACGGAAAUGAUUCAAAUGAGUCAUCUUCGGUUCAUGUGUUUGUCAGGGAUCCCCGAAUUCUCUUCGUCUCACCCAGUACGUCUCUGCGUUAUGUGCGGAAAGAAGGUGAAGAUCUGACACUUCCGUGUCUUCUGACCGACCCCAACGCCACAGACUUCACCUUCCGCAUGGAUAACGGCUCAGCGGUGCCCUACGGCAUGAACGUGACCUUUGACCCCAGAAAGGGCGUCCUGAUUCACAAUGUUCAUCCUGGAUUUAACGCCGACUACAUUUGCGGUGCUAGAAUUAAAGGGGUUGAGAAAGUGUCGAAGAUAUUCUCAAUAAACAUCAUUCAACGAUUACGUUUUCCACCGUACGUGUUUCUGAAGAGAAGCGAGUAUGUAAAACUGGUGGGAGAGAAAUUUCAGAUCAGCUGCACCACAAACAACCCCAACUUUUACUAUAAUGUCACAUGGACGCACUCCUCUAGAAAGCUGCCCCGAGCAGAAGAGAAAUCGAUGAUGGAAGGGGAUCGGUUGGCCAUCGAGAGCCUCCUGAUCAUACCAGCUGUUCAGUUGUCUGAUUCGGGGAACAUCACCUGUACGGGUCAGAACGAGGCCGGAGCCAACAGCUCCACCACACACCUGCUGGUCGUGGAGGAGCCAUACGUUCGACUCUUCCCGAAGAUCUCUUCUGAACUCACUCACCACGGCCUGUCCAUCGAGGUGAACGAAGGCGACGAUGUGGAUCUCAGGGUUUUGAUCGAAGCAUAUCCACCGCUGAUCUCACACCAGUGGGAGACUCCAACAUCCCACAAUGCCUCACUCCCAGAGAACAGGUUUUACAGCUAUAAUGACAGGUACGAGGCGCUGCUGUUCCUCAAGAGACUAAACUUCCAGGAAACCGGCCGCUACACACUCCAUGUCAAGAGCAGCAUCAAAAAUGCCUCCAUUACUUUUGAUAUUAAAAUGUAUACAAAACCCGUAGCGACGGUGAGAUGGGAGAACGUCACAACUCUGUCAUGCAGGUCUUAUGGAUAUCCAGCUCCCAGCAUCCUCUGGUAUCAGUGCACAGGAAUCAGAACCACCUGUCCAGAAAACUCCACGGGACUUCAGCCCAUCCAGACGCAGACGCUGGCGUUACAGAAGGAGCCGUACGGGUCGGUGGGUGUGGAGAGCGUGCUGAGCGUGGGACCGUCCAACCAGAGGAUGACCGUGGUGUGUGUGGCCUUCAAUCUGGUCGGACAAGGCAGCGACACCUUGGCCAUGGACGUCUCUGAUCAGCUCUUCACAAGCACUAUGUGUGGAUCAAUGGUCGCCAUGGUGGUUCUAGCGCUGCUGCUCAUCUUCAUGAUCUACAAGUACAGACAGAAACCCAGAUAUGAGAUCCGCUGGAAAAUCAUUGAAGCCACAAAUGGAAACUACUACACCUUCAUAGACCCAACACAACUGCCAUACAAUGAGAAAUGGGAGUUUCCUCGAGACAAACUAAAACUCGGAAAGACUCUGGGAGCAGGAGCCUUUGGGAAGGUGGUGGAGGCCACGGCGUACGGCCUGGGCGAAGAGGACAAUGUCACACGUGUAGCUGUCAAAAUGCUGAAAGCUAGCGCUCAUCCAGACGAGCGAGAGGCUCUGAUGUCCGAGCUGAAGAUCCUCAGUCAUCUCGGGCAGCACAAGAACAUCGUGAACCUGCUGGGCGCCUGCACACACAGCGGUCCUGUGCUGGUGAUCACAGAAUACUGUUGUCAUGGUGAUCUUCUGAAUUUCCUGCGUAACAAAGCCGAGAACUUCCUGAACUUCGUCAUGAUGAUUCAGACUCCGAUGAUGGAUUAUAAGAACGUCGACACUGAACGAAUGUUUUUCAGAAGUGACAGUGGGAUUUCCAGCACCUGCUCUGAUCAAUAUCUGGACAUGAGACCAGUCUCAUCCAGACCCACUAACUCAGCUCAGAGUUCUUCUUUGGAUUGUGAGGCUGAAGGUUCGUGGCCGCUGGACAUAGACGACUUACUCAGAUUCUCAUAUCAGGUGGCGCAGGGACUCGAUUUCCUCGCUGCUAAAAAUUGCAUCCACAGAGACGUGGCGGCCAGAAACGUCCUCCUCACCAACAGCCGAGUGGCCAAGAUCUGUGAUUUCGGUCUGGCGCGAGACAUCAUGAACGACUCCAACUAUGUAGUCAAAGGAAACGCGCGUCUUCCAGUGAAGUGGAUGGCUCCAGAGAGUAUUUUCGACUGCGUUUAUACGGUUCAGAGUGACGUCUGGUCUUAUGGGAUCCUGCUGUGGGAGAUUUUCUCACUGGGUAAGAGCCCGUAUCCCAACAUACUGGUGGACUCCAAGUUUUAUAAAAUGAUCAAAUGUGGCUAUCAGAUGUCCAGGCCUGACUUUGCACCUCCAGAGAUGUACACCAUCAUGGAGAUGUGCUGGAACCUGGAAGCCGCUGAGAGACCAACAUUCAGUAAGAUCAGUCAGAUGAUCGAGAGGAUGCUGGGAGAUACAGCGGAUCCACAGAUAACUGAGGGUCAAAGGUUAAAUGCGUUCUCAUUUAUCACUGAAGCCUUAGAAAUGGACCUGAGGACAAUGACUGACUGACUGCACAGAAACCAUUUCAGGAUGAAAAACUAACCAUUUGCUUUACCUUUAAUGUAAAAUUAAAAUUAAAUGAAAGUUUCAUUUAAUUUUCAUAUGCAUAUUUACACUUGAUUAUUUUGAUGUGCAGCAAAUGUUUAUAUAGAAGAAAUGUUGUAAGCUGAAUGUCACAUUUUGUUUUCAACAAGUCAACCUCUCAAACAGACAAAUCUGUUGUUUUUUUUCUGUAGUUUCUUAACUGUUUGCUGUCAAAUGAAGCAUCAGACACACACUGCCAGAGUAACUGUAGGUUGCUUAAAAUGUGAUUAUAUUAGAACAGGUAGCACUUUAAUUUUGCUUUUGCAUUUUAAUGUCAUUUUUAAACGUUUACUUCAGUUGCAACUGAAUUUCACAUUUUGCAUUUUAAUUUCAUUUUCAAAUUUUUCACUUUAGUCGAACUCUCAAACAGAAAAAUCCGUCAUUUUUUCUGUAGUUUAUUAACGGUUUGAAAUGGGUAAAUCUUUGUUUUUGUACUCCAAACGGUUUGCUUUCAUCAAAGUUUAUUUGAACUCUCAGAUGAAGCAUCAGACACACUGCCAGAGUAACGUUAGGUUGAUAAAAUGUGAUUUAACCUUUUUUCGUUCUCAAAGCACAAACUGCCAUGUUUAUAUUAUAUCCUUAUUUACAUUUAUUCUAAUGCAACAAUUUUUUGUAUGAUUCAUAGUUCAAUUAUGUGAGAUUGAAUCGUUAUAAUGACAUCUUUUCUCAGUGUUUAUCUGUGUUCUAGUUCCCAUGAGUCGCAUCUUAAUGAGUUCUGCACCUUUGAUAGCUACACAUCUGUAUGUUUUAGUUUUACUACAGAACUUGCUACUGAAAGCUACUAAUAAACCAUGGAAAUGUCUUGUUUUUAUCAGUUUAUUGGGAGCGAUUGGGAGGUCAAUCCAUGUCAAACAUUUGAGUUUGAGCACAUUAUCUGUUAUGAACCGGAUCUCUUAGAAUAAAUACGUCAACAUGUCAAAAUGUUUUUCUAUGCAUGAAAAUGCCAUCAAAAUAUGAAAUGUAAAUAAAUACUGUCGGUUUUCCACCUGUAGUGGGUUUCACUUUUCUGUGGGCAAUAAAAUGCUUGUUAUUCACAAUCAUAAAUAUGUCAGAUACAGCAUCAGAGACACACAAGGCCAGCUAUUUUUCAGGGAACAUGAAUCUGCAGGCGUCAUUUACUCACUCUCGUGUCAUUCCAAACCACGCUGCUCUUUUCCAUAUAAUGUAAGUGAAUGGUGAUUUAAACAGGCUCCAAAAAGCACUAAAAACUGAUUUUUAGGACAACAUUUUAAGAUUUAUGUUUUUGAAA
Molecule: messenger RNA, 4190 nt
Organism: Sinocyclocheilus grahami
Lineage: Eukaryota; Metazoa; Chordata; Actinopteri; Cypriniformes; Cyprinidae
Product: macrophage colony-stimulating factor 1 receptor-like
Exons: 21
Coding region: 20-2866 (948 amino acids)
Biological process (GO): cytokine-mediated signaling pathway; protein phosphorylation; cell surface receptor protein tyrosine kinase signaling pathway
Cellular component (GO): CSF1-CSF1R complex; plasma membrane; signaling receptor complex
Molecular function (GO): ATP binding; macrophage colony-stimulating factor receptor activity; growth factor binding
Source: RefSeq, a predicted model, not a curated record